AUGGUUUCCCAGGAGCAGAAUUUAUUCGACUACGCUUUUACUCUACAAGAUGACAAGAGUGAUCAUCAGCAAGUCCUUAUGAGCGACAAAGCGAUCGGAUCAUACCGCGAACAGUUGAAAUUCAGUCAGGUGCAGUUAUCUGCAACCUUUUAUUCAUUCGACAAGUCUUCCAGCACCGAGACCCUUCCUCAACUAUCUCCUACGCCCUCCUCCAAUGACUUGCCUGUCCAAGAGACAAGGUCUACGAUACAUCUUCCGAUAGCUAUUCCUCAAACCUCAAAUCUGUUCGGCGUAAAACACCUUUCACCCUUCGCACGGUGUUACCCUCCAGCUCUUCAGUCUAUUCAAAAUCCUAUAUCUCAGGAAGUUUUCGUCGACUUUCUUGACGGUCUCAACGGCGUCUUUGUGGCACACCCGAGCAUGUUGGCCAUCGGCUCCUCACCCAUGAUGUCUUUCCUUCGAGUCCGCAAGUACAUGCAGAAAAUCAAUCAAGAGCUGUUCAGACCAAGUGGCCUGAAGGCUAAGAUUGUUUCCACGAAGAAGAUGAUCAGCUCGAUAAAAUCCCAGACCACGGAUGGAAAAGACAGACUUGUUCUCUGCAACUUGGGUGAAGUAGGCACUACACCCAUCUCGUGCGACAGGAUGGAGUACACCGCUGACAUGCAUCAGAAAUGCGAGGAGAAUCCUCAAGACAGGCUGCUCAGAACUUUGGACGGUUAUGUGUCUCCCUUGAGCUUCGACGUGCCUAGUCAAGCUUUACCGACCAACUCUGUUGGGAAAGCGCUGAGCACAUCCACUUCCUUCAUCGACAGAGUCCAAACGAAACUGCUCUCGAACUCUCGCAGAAAGAUUUCCAACAACAAUAUCGGUUUCUGCGACCAGAAUGAUGCCCGCAUCUUUGACCUCGAAAAGGCUAUACUGAAAUGUCAAUCGCAAUUGAAGGGCAGAUCACUAGACCUUGAUCUGGGCACCGCGUCUGCAAAAGAGCAUAUCGAAAUUCACGACCUGAGGGCACAUCUCACGGAAUUGAAAGUCGAGAUGGCACUGGAGAAGCAAGUUCGUGACAAUCGCUUGGAGAAAACUCGCAUCGCACACGCGAGAACUUUUGCGGCGAUUGAUGGGGAAGACAAUAAACUCGCGAACAGGAUCUUGUGGUUGGUGAUAACUGAAGAUGAGGGAAACAGCACAAGACCAGGAAGGAGCUCAGGAGAGAUUGCCAAGAUGAAAGUCACAAGUUGA
This is a messenger RNA of Aureobasidium pullulans EXF-150, 1239 nucleotides long. RefSeq lists its product as uncharacterized. The record is from RefSeq and is a predicted model, not a curated record. NCBI's taxonomy places the organism in Eukaryota, Fungi, Ascomycota, Dothideomycetes, Dothideales, Saccotheciaceae. The transcript has 2 exons. The coding region runs from base 1 to 1239 and encodes 412 amino acids.